This is a messenger RNA of Suillus paluster, 198 nucleotides long. RefSeq lists its product as uncharacterized. The record is from RefSeq and is a predicted model, not a curated record. The annotation marks the transcript as partial. The transcript has a single exon. NCBI's taxonomy places the organism in Eukaryota, Fungi, Basidiomycota, Agaricomycetes, Boletales, Suillaceae.
AUUCACCAACAGCUCGAUGAACCAGGGAAUGCUGCACUCCUGCACCAUGGUCUCCUUGGUUGUUCGCCCAUCCAACCAACAGUUGCAAUAUGCCUUAAGUGUUUGGAGCUCUACCAUCAAAUUCACCAGCACCAGUCCUCACUUAGCAUCCAGUCCAUCACAAGAGUUUUGUGUAUGCUUCACAAUGUAAGCCAAUCA